CCACGCUUCAGAUUUGACUUUAACAACGUAUCGCGAGUCGUAGCCACCGUUCCCAUAGUAGCGGCAGCGGAAUGCUAUGGCGUGCACUGAAGUCGCCAUGGCUUCCCCGGAUCGCCCUGUCCCCACGAUUAUCCGCCCUUGAGAUACCGACCCUUCCUGCGGUGCAGUACCGCACGCGACAUCUACAUGAGCAAGCGCACAGAGAGGUGGUGUCCACUGGGCCAGCCUCAGCGCCCAUAGUCCAACAUGCGAGCCUUCUCGAUAGUGGUUCAAAAUUUGAGCCAGGUCAGAACCACAAAUCGGUGCAGAUAACUGGUUUGGUUCGCAGCGUGCGGAAACAGAAGAAGAUUGCAUUUGCAAGAAUAGCAGAUGGGUCGACGCUGGCGAGCGUCCAAGCUGUAUUUCCUGACCCAUCUCUGGCGAAGGACAUUAGCAAUGGCUCAUAUGUAGCUCUGGUCGGACAAUGGAUUCCGUCCCAGGGCGCUGGCCAGACACAUGAGCUGCAGGUCGGAACGAUUGAAGCUGUAGGGGAAAGCAACCCUCUUGAGAACCCGAUUCAAAAGCAGUCCAUGACUGCCGACUUUCUACGAAGUAUCCCUCAUCUACGUAUGCGAACCGCCUUCCAAUCUCUCCUGGUACGAGCUCGGAGUCGUUUGAGCUCAGCCAUUACUUCGCACUUUCACGAUCGGCCGAGCCCUGUGUAUCAAAUACACCCACCUCUGAUCACGUCCUCAGACUGUGAAGGUGCCGGAGAAGUGUUUACCAUUGCUCCACGGAGUAAAGAGCAAGCACCUGGAACCACAGCCAAUACGACGAAAGAGCAAGAGAGGCUAUACUUUCGAGAUGCGAAAUACUUGACUGUCUCGUCACAAUUACAUCUCGAGGCGUACGCAGCGGAAUUAGGUGACGUAUUUGCAUUUUCGCCGACCUUCCGCGCUGAGGAGAGUGACACUCCGCGGCAUCUUGCCGAGUUCUACAUGCUGGAGGCAGAGCAUCGAGAAGUUGCCCUAGAAGACCUGCUGGACAAAGUGAGGGCUCUUAUCGUGGACUUGACCGAAGCACUACGGUCGCACAGAACCGGUGAAGAACUCCUACAAUAUUACACCGACCAGAAACAUCGUCCUUCCGAUAUCGAGGCUAUGGAUCUGGAGGAGCGAUGGAACAGACUGACUGGUCCAUGGCACACUGUGGAUUACACAUCUGCGAUUAAGGCCCUUUCGGAAGCUCAUGAAUCGAGCGGCGGUAAGCUCUUCGCUACCAGACCUCAAUGGGAAGAGGGUUUGCAACUGGAGCACGAACGAUGGAUUGUUGAAAACCUGGCAGAGGGAAAGCCAGUGUUUGUCACCCACUAUCCGAAAGUAAUCAAGCCGUUUUACAUGCUGCCUUCAUCAUUCCAGCGGUCUAAUCAGCUAUCGGGCUUGUCAGAAGAUGGCGAGUUCGCUGGAGAUCGAGAGACAGUUGCAUGCUUUGACUUACUCCUUCCGUUCGGCUAUUGUGAAGUGGUUGGUGGAAGUCUAAGAGAGCAUCGCCUCGAGAACCUCAUUCACAAUAUGCGCGAGAAGGGCCUCUUGAAGACCGUUGAGCAGAGCAAUGGCAACGCUUAUCCAUUUCUGCAUCCUGAAGAGUCACUCGGGAGCCUCCGGUGGUAUGCGGAUCUCCGCCGGUUCGGAAGUAGUCCGCACGGCGGUUAUGGUUUGGGCUUUGACCGGCUGCUUGCCUACUUGACUGGUGUGAGCAAUGUUCGAGAUGUUGUGGGAUUCCCGCGCACUUGGGGAAGAGCGGACUGCUGAACGAUAUGGAUCCCGCGGGUUGCGACGGUACUCCCACCUGAAGAGAAGCUCAACUUCGAUAAAUCUUGCAAGACUACUUCACCCUGUGUGUGUAUGAUCUACCCAGACUCCUCUCCUUGAGGUGUCCAUGGUACGAGCCAAGGUCUUCCUGUUAACGUCCGGUGGAGGGACACCUAGGUUUGCCCAAAAGUUUUACAACAAAUGCUUACCUUUCUAAAGGAAAUUCCCUGCCUGCAAUGUUAUCGCUUUGGUACCUCUUACAUGUCUGAUUCAUCUUUGACUUCAAUGCAAUCAAGGAAGUUAUUGCGGUGCUGCAAGUGGCCCAGCAUAUCGUGAUCGGCUUCGUCAUGCAUUCCCCAGCAUUCCAUUCCUCUUGUUUAUCAUUCCAGUCGCGUGCAAUACCUAACACAGACCACUCG
This is a messenger RNA of Exophiala viscosa, 2209 nucleotides long. Its product is annotated as asparaginyl-tRNA synthetase. Lineage: Eukaryota; Fungi; Ascomycota; Eurotiomycetes; Chaetothyriales; Herpotrichiellaceae. Gene Ontology annotation, biological process: asparaginyl-tRNA aminoacylation. Gene Ontology annotation, molecular function: nucleic acid binding; ATP binding; asparagine-tRNA ligase activity. The record is from RefSeq and is a predicted model, not a curated record. The transcript is spliced from 3 exons. Gene Ontology annotation, cellular component: mitochondrion. Bases 72 to 1790 code for a protein of 572 amino acids.